This is a messenger RNA of Pseudophryne corroboree (corroboree frog), 3728 nucleotides long. RefSeq names its product RNA exonuclease 1 homolog. The coding region runs from base 135 to 3218 and encodes 1027 amino acids. The record is from RefSeq and is a predicted model, not a curated record. The transcript is spliced from 17 exons. Gene Ontology annotation, molecular function: exonuclease activity; nucleic acid binding. Lineage: Eukaryota; Metazoa; Chordata; Amphibia; Anura; Myobatrachidae. Gene Ontology annotation, cellular component: nucleus.
ACACCUAUUUGAUUGCGCGAAUGUAUAAUAGUCCCACUCCCGUCCUAAUCAGUGACCGGAGGGAGCCUCUGAGUUACUGCUGCUGCGGUUGGGCGGGAAAGUAAGAGCCCAGCUGCGGAGGUGAUUCGCGUCUGAUGCUGCGUCCUGCGGGUUUCUUCCAGCUGCUGGACUGCCCGUUCCUUGGCGGCUGCAGUCGGCCUCACUGCCAGUUCCAGCAUGUGUGUCCUAAGGCAGCCGGGGUGGACAGUGAUAGUACAAUUACAGCCGCCAAGCCUCCCAAGGCAGCCCUAGGUAAAAACUUGCAGGAACUGGAGAGACUUAAUAAGGCCAUUGAGGCUGUAAAAAAUGAAGUAGAAGAGAAACAGAAAAAGUUAUUGCUGUACAAAAGUGGGACACCAUGCAUCAAAGACUCAAUAUCUAAAGUUGAUAGUAAUGGCAAUACUUUAGCAGGUGUGGAUAUGGAGCCACAUACUCCAGAAAAGAGUCCUGUAGCUUCGUCGGUUGUCUAUAUGAAAAAAAAGAAUCCAGUGCAGAAGAAAUAUGUGGUCGAUCGACGCUGUCCAGCCACCGAUCUGGAGUAUGACCCAUUGCUUAAUUAUUCUGCCGGGUUAUGUGGUUCUUCUACAGACGAUGAAAAUAAGUCAAAAUCCAAGCAAAAGUGUGAAGAGGAAGUGAGUAAUAAGAAAAGAUUGAGAGAUGCAUCUCCAGUAAGAUUGGAAAUUGAUGAAUCAGAUGACGAGGAUUUACUUGUAAUUGAUGUUCCACCAAUUGAAGCAGUUUCAAAACGUCCCAGAGCAACCCAAGUAUGUGGAACCAAAGAAACACCCUUUCCUGUUUCUGAAGGAGUCGCUGUAUCCAAUGAGGAAAAAGCUUCUGCUGCGAAUACUAUGGAUGAUUUGGCUACAACAGGAUGUUCCAUUGAUGAUGCCAAUUGUGAAAUUGAGAAUGACGGGAAGACUUUCCCUUUCUCUAAAAAUACAGGUUUGAUAAGUUGUACAAAUGACAAUGCUCAAAUCAUUGACAUUUGUAAUGAAACUGUUUCAGACGUGACCCUAAUCUCUAAUUUACAAGAGUCUAAAAAUGAGUCAAAACAAAUUUCCAUAAGCAGAAAUGACAGUGUUCAAGAGCAAAAGGACUUAAUCAAUAUCACAAAGCCUAAUGGUGGGAAUGACUUAUCACUAGAUGGAGAAACAAUCGUGGACCGAGAAAAGCUAAUCUCGCAUAAUGGAAAAGAACUUUCAGGCAAUGAUGGCAAAACUGCAAAUCUGACUGAGCAUGCUACUGGCCCAGUACGUAUUGAUGAGCAUAAAUCUCGGCAAAAGACUGACUCAUUUGAUAAAGAGAAUGAAGUUAUUGUCUUAAGUUCUUCCUCUGAUAUUGAAGAUGAUUCAGAAGACGACACUGAUAUUUCUGAUUCAGAUGAUCCAAUGCAAGAAUGUCUCAGAAUUUUCAAUGAAUUUGCUGAAAGUGAAGCAAAGAAGAAAUCAACCCAGGACCAAGGAGAGCCUGCACUGGCUGCUGCACAUAUUGCAGGAACCGAUGCUGGAACACAAGGUUGUCAAGAUCAAUCUGAAAUGGAAAUGCAGGAAGCAAAGGGUGUGGAUCUACUCCUUGGCCAGAAGAAAAGAAUUGCACAUCCAUCAGCAAAAUGUGAAGUCAAAACAAGCAACAGUAUACUUGUGCCUUACAGAGGCCCUACCACUCAGCAAAUACCUCACACAAGGAUACUACAUGUUCAACAACAAGCACUGCAGAUCACUUCAGCUGUUAAAGGAGGACAAGCUUUUGUUGCCUCAUCACAGAAAAGAAUUGCCAGCCUAACCCCUGCUUUUCACAACUUUGGUCAGAUGGUUUGUUUAAAUCUAGUGGAGGUCCAGCCAGUCGUGCCAGCUAGGAACCAGUUAAGUGGGUUCUUCCAAGGAAGUACAUGUGCCACAACCUUGAAGUCUGGUGUUCCUCAAAAAAGGACAAUACAGAUGACCCCAGUGAAGGCUACCACUCGUAGAAAGUCAUCGACUGUACAUGAAAGCACUUCUAAAGUACCACACGAAACAAGGCAGCGCUAUGUUAACUCGUUUGUAGAAGAGUUCUUGAGAGAAUCUUCAUCUGUUCAGGAAGCAUUUGAGAAGGCAUUAAUAGAAGAAAAAUCUAUUUAUGACCGGUGUGGUAGCAAAAUCAUGUAUCUUAACAUAGCUAUUAACAGUCUUAAAAAGCUAAGGGAUCAGCGGAAUGUUCCAAAUGGCCAACAGCAGUCAAGUGGCAAAGAGGUGACCUCUGGAUCAAGAAAGCGGGAUGACAAAAAUGAACUUACUGGACUUAAUUUUUAUAAUGUACUGAAAGAGUACAUAUUGUCUGGAGACCAGUUAAUAGAGAAUGGAUAUCCAAGGCCAAAUCCUGACAAACCUGGUAGUGCUUUAAUACAUGGUGCAACAACAAAAACAGUGGGUGCUGAUGCUUUAAGAAGAGUUUGUGGUCGCUGUGGUGAAACUUAUUCUAUAUCCAUGCAAGGAAAGCAUGUGCGUAAGGAAGAGUGCACUUAUCACUCUGGCAAAGUUCUUAGACAUAGAGUACCAGGUGGGAUGGAAACACGCUAUAGUUGUUGUGAAGCAGCAGUAGGGAGUCCAGGAUGUCAGAUGGCAAAGCUUCAUGUGCAUGAUGGUCUGAAGGAAAAUCUUGAUGGUUUUAUAAAGACUUUAGUAAAACUGCAGCCAUCAGAUGGAAAUCCUGGAAUAUUUUCCUUGGAUUGUGAAAUGUGCUACACAACACAUGGUCUGGAACUUACAAGAGUCACGGUGGUUGGUCCUAGUUUACAAGUGGUUUAUGAUACAUUUGUUAAACCGGAUAAUGAAAUAAUAGACUAUAACACCAGGUUUUCUGGUGUAACAGAAGAUAACUUGGAGAAUAUCACUACAACACUUAGAGAUGUACAGGCCAUUUUGCUCAACUUAUUUAGUGCAGAUACUAUUCUAAUUGGACACAGUUUAGAAAAUGAUCUAACUGCACUUAAGCUUAUUCAUGAUACUGUUGUUGAUACUUCUAUAGUAUUUCCUCAUAGACUAGGCUUGCCCAAUAAAAGAGCGCUGCGAAAUUUAAUGGCGGACUACCUCCUACGUAUCAUCCAAGAUAAUGUUGCUGGUCAUGACUCAAGUGAAGAUGCUGCUGCCUGCAUGGAAUUGAUGAUUUGGAGAGUAAAAGAGGAUACAAAGGGGCGAAGAUAAAGUCAAGAAAUACUGAAGUCUACAGCUAAAAUCAGCACUUAUUCAGAAUAAUGCUCUUGUGCAUGUAGUACAAGUAGUAGUUGCUGUAACCACUCAACUUGUAUUUGCCGAAAAUACUUAAGCUGCCCUACUUUGUACAUUGUCAUUUCUUACAAGCUUUUUAUGUUUUAUUGUAUUUUUUUUUCUUUGUUACUUUUGCAUGUAAUUUGUGUACUGUAUGUACAAAAUGUUUAUCAGAAUACAGUUGUGUAAACUGUAUUUGACCUACGCUAUGGUCUGUAUGCAAAAUGUUCAUAGUAGUUUCAAAUUUGCAAAUGCACUUUUUUUUUUUCCUAAUUAUAAAUAUGAUAAAACAAGUACUUUUUGGAGUAGAUGCUAUAACCAGGUAUCUUUUUGAUAUGGUUUUAUAGCUAUAAAAGUCUUUACGUUUGUGUUGUAACAAAGUCUACAAAUAUGGUGUGCAUGUACAAGUGCCACCAAAGUAUUUCUAAAUAAAAAUUGUGGAAUAUG